AUGAGCAUCGACGUGGGGAAGGGAAAAAUUGUGCCCGGUCAACAGGGAUACGCCGAGUUUGAAGUCAAGUACCGUGCAGUUGUCUGGAAACCGUUCAAGGGAGAAGUGGUCGACGCAAUAGUCUCUUCGGUCAACAACAUGGGAUUCUUUGCCGACGUGGGGCCACUAUCUGUUUUCAUAUCCAAACACCUGAUUCCUAAAGACAUGAAGUAUACGCCAUCGCACACUCCUCCGGCAUACAUUAGCGAGGACCAGGUCAUCAUGAAAGGCUCCAAGGUCAGAAUAAAGAUCAUUGUUCUAACACCACAGGAACUUGAGUUUCUCGCAGAAUCCAAUGUGAUCACCCAGAACCUGAUGAAUCACAUACUGAACUCUCUGCCGGAAAAAUAUAUAGAAGGAAUGCCGCCUAAGGACGUGGGCGCCGCAGACAAGGCGGAGCCUGUCGCUCCGCCAGCUGCUCCGCCAGUCUAUACCCAGUCUAGUCCUUCGCCAAGCCCAGCCGAGUACGCGGAGGCGCUGUAUGACUACAAGCCUCAGCAGCCGGAAGAUGUGGAGCUCAAAGCAGGAGACAAGAUCACGGUGAUUGACAAACUGAGCACGUCGUGGUGGAAAGGUACCGUCCGUGGUAAAACCGGAAUGUUCCCUGCAAACUAUGUCAGGCUAGUUGGAUUGGCUCCGACCCCUGCUGCCACUCCUCAGCCAUACCAGCAGCAGCCGAUUUCCCCAAUGUAUGUUCCGCAACAGCAGCCUCAAGAAUACACGCCAAUGACCGUCGCUGAACAGCCCCAGGGAGGACAGCAUAACGCCAUGUUGAAAAAAUUCGGGUCGAAACUGGGGAACGCAGCCAUCUUUGGUGCCGGUGCUACAAUAGGAAGUGACCUGGUCAACUCCAUCUUCUGA
Ogataea haglerorum is the source of this 900-nucleotide messenger RNA. RefSeq lists its product as uncharacterized. The record is from RefSeq and is a predicted model, not a curated record. Gene Ontology annotation, cellular component: ESCRT-0 complex. Bases 1 to 900 code for a protein of 299 amino acids. The transcript has 2 exons. Gene Ontology annotation, molecular function: protein binding; nucleic acid binding. Gene Ontology annotation, biological process: protein transport to vacuole involved in ubiquitin-dependent protein catabolic process via the multivesicular body sorting pathway. NCBI's taxonomy places the organism in Eukaryota, Fungi, Ascomycota, Pichiomycetes, Pichiales, Pichiaceae.